Messenger RNA from Cottoperca gobio, 2247 nucleotides. It is a transcript of the gene lbh, whose product is annotated as LBH regulator of WNT signaling pathway. The record is from RefSeq and is a predicted model, not a curated record. Gene Ontology annotation, cellular component: nucleus. The transcript is spliced from 3 exons. Gene Ontology annotation, biological process: positive regulation of DNA-templated transcription. The coding region runs from base 221 to 556 and encodes 111 amino acids. Lineage: Eukaryota; Metazoa; Chordata; Actinopteri; Perciformes; Bovichtidae.
ACAAGCACACGCCUCUUGCAUAAAUACUCAACACAGCUGAGGUGAUGAUCAGACGCACCAAACUAUAGAGCUGCGUUUUGUUCUUAGACUUAUUCGCACAGUUACUUUCGGUUUACGUGAGCGUGCUGUGCUGUUUUGAAGAGAGAAAAGAACGAGAAAAAGUAGUCCCCGGCUGUAAUUAGAUUCCCUAAUCAGCAGAAUUGACAGCAGGUGUGAAUUCAUGUCUGUAUUUUCCCCGCAGAUAUACUGCCCAGUGUUUGUGCCCGGCCGAGAUAUGACUGAGGUGAUGAUCAACAGCACCCCAAUGGAGGACAUGAGGCUCAGCCCCAGCAAGGACAGACUCUCCUUCCAGAUAUUCCCUGACCCCUCAGACUUUGAGCGUUGCUGUAAACUCAAAGAUCGUCUGCCAUCCAUCGUGGUUGAGCCGACAGAGGGAGAAGUCGAGAGCGGGGAGCUUCGCUGGCCUCCAGAGGAGUUUCUGGUCAGUGAGGAAGAAGAGGAGCAGAGUAAUGGCAACAUCCCAAACGGACAGCCAACACAGAAUCCCCAGCACUAGAGGCUGUGCUGCCGCACCCGUUCUCCAUCGUUUCCCCUUUUCUUUUCUGAUAGACUGUCCUUUUCAACACUGGUUACACCGCACCGCAGCAAACUGGCAGACACAGAUUCAGUGUCUCGAGAUGCCAUCUCGUUGCCCAUGACACCAAAGCCAUCAAUCCCACAAGAGAAGCAAUACACAAAGGCAACACACUUUGUCACACAAUCAUUUAUCAUACUGGACUGCAAAAUCAGACUUGAAAAAAACCAACAUGCAACUUCCUACCAUGCCUACCACAGUGUCUCGACCCAGAACAGAUGUCCUGUAGGACAGCGGCAGCUUAGUGCUCCAUGGACAGCUCUUACACUGCAGGGGGCUACAACUGCUCUGUACUUUACUCCAAAAUGGCUGGCGUCAUGACCCCAGAGAUUUCAUACUGACAAAACAGAACUGUUGUCGUACCCGUGGGGAUUAUAGUCUACAGUAACGCUGUCAUACCUGUGUUUAGUUUCUGGAUUGAUAUGUUAGUUAUUGUGAUUGCCACUGCUGUCCAUAGAUGUGUCUGUUUCUGAGAAGUGAAUGUUUUGUGAGGUGUCUUUUUUGAGAAGUGGGUGUUUUGUGUAAAAUGUUACUGGGAUGUUACCACCCCCCUUGACCUUAUGUCGGUCAUUCACAGUGAGAAAUAUUAAAAGGCAACCUGGAAUAAUUUUAGAGAAGUGAGUAGAAAGUGGAAGGAAAAUAAACCAGCAUGACCUGCUAUGCUUACGCGAUGCAUUCAUUGUACAAAAGCUUGUUGUGCAGCGAGGGCACUGUCACGCUAUGAUCCUCUCGUCCUCACACUGGCCUCCUGAGAGCCUUAUGACAAACAGUACUUGGAUGGCAAAGCAAAAAAUAUUACAUUGAAAACAAAAUCUGACUCAAACAGGUUUAUUUUUCAAAAGGGCAAAGCUGAGUAAGCACUGCAAAUUAUUUUUGAAAAAGCAAUUGAUGAAGCAAUGUACAGACCCAAUGAAGGAUGUGUAAAUACUUGUUCCCAGUGAGCCCGCCCUGAGGCCUUGUAGUGUGCUGAUCUUUGUUUUUACCAGGAGUUUUUGGCUUACUGUUUAGAAAAGCAAAGACCUGAGAUUCGCUCUGAGCUGUACACGCCUGAACUGAACGGCUUUGCUAGUCUUCCUUUUUGAAAACGGCCAUACUUUUGACACCAUGAAGUUCAGUUCAUGGAUAAAUCGAACUGAGGACAGAGUUCACUGAUGAGUACGUUAUGUCGGACAGUAUUAAACUUUGUUCACAAUUCGUCCUGAUGUUUGCCAUAACCUGUUGAUGGGAAAUCUGAUUUGUUCUCUGGUAGUAAUGUCUUUCUUUCUUGUCAAUUUCAGAAGCCGGUGUUCUUUUGUUCACUCUUUAAAGCCCCACUUAUUGUUUGUGGAACAAGUCUUGUCAAUUGUAGAAAAAUAUUUCACUUUUGUGUACACCAUAUGAAAUGCUGUUGUAGACGCAUGAUUGAGAGAAGUCUGUUUUUUGUAAAUUCUUUGUGUUGAGUGGCAUUAGGGCUGUGUACAGAACAUCUUUCCCCUGUCACCUACAGUUCCCACAUUGUUUUUGUAAAGCUCAGGGAGAUUAGCCGCCAUCUUUCUCUUUUGUUUUUGUAUUUAGACCACUUUUCUCUGACAAUUGCAGAGGCUGUAAAUAAACAUUUGAAUUUGCUAUCCAAC